AUGGACUUGAGCUCCGCUGCGCACGACGUCUCUGCUCACAACUUGCCUUCGCCUUCUCCAGGUCCCCCCUCAAACAAGCGCCGCCGGAUCGAAUCCGACGAUGCGGGGGACACCUCUACUCAGGCGACGCGCCACCCACGGUUUUGGUACCAUGAUGGCUCAAUCGUCCUGCAUGUUGAGAAUACCCUCUUUCGUGUGCACCAAUCCGUCAUCUCCCUCCACUCGGAAGUCUUCGCCGACAUGCUCGCUGUUCCACAGCCCGUCGGAGAGGAUCAGUUGGAAGGGUGCCAUAUAGUCCGCUUGCACGAUGACACUGCUCUCGAUUGGGAGAAGCUUCUGGUCGUCCUGUACGACGCACUCCAUCUGGAGAAGUUCCAACCCCCCAAAGACCACACUCGCGCGAUCAUAGCCUUUCUACCCGGACUCCUGCGCAUCUCUACCAAGUACCGCUUCCGCGCCUUCCGUCAGAAAGCCAUCUCCAUCCUCACUACGCUCUUCUCGUCCGAUCUCCCGCCCGAAGACGCGUGCAAGUGGAGGCCCUCCUUCGCGAUCGAAGUCAUCCAGAUCGCGCGCGAAGUCAACAUCCUCGAGGUCCUUCCCUACGCGUACCUCUGCCUCACCGACGCUCUCAAGGACUCCGACGACAUCUACAAGCUUCCGCAGCUCGACUGGAUGGAUAAGGCCGCGGCGCUGUCUGGUAUGAUUGGCGUCGCGCAGGAGCAGGCGAAGCACAUGUUCCCCUUCGUUUUUAACCGGCAGCCGGCUCCGGGCUGCAAUGGCGUGGGGCCCACCGGCGGCGCAUGCGUCUUACUGCACUUCAAGCGCGUACGGGACCAGCCGCAUAAGACGUGGUGGUUCUACCCAGUCCAGUGGGGAAAGAUGGGUGUCUGUCAGGCGUGCGAGGCGCCGAUGCGUAGCACGUAUCAGGAAGGUCGAGCGAAGGUGUGGGAGAUGCUUCCAAAGUUGUUCUGCUUGGCGGAGAGCUGGGAGGACCUCAAGCGAAUACAGAACUACGACGGCUGAAGCUUACGACCUUCCGAUGCGCAAAUUGUUCCGAACUUUAACUCACAAGUGGUCUCGUUCAUGUUUUCUCCUUGGAAGUUCUACGACGCUCAUGACAUUGACAACCUCAUUUUCCUCCUUCGACUCUCCCAUCACAGAUGCAUGGCCCGACACGCCUACCGUUUUCUGGAAGAUCAGACGUCCUCUUGCAUAUUGACUCUUCUUUUGCGCGGGUGCAUAGUUCGCCCGGACGGUACACGUACGCCUCGUUACUUAUGGCAUUGCUAUUGAUCUGUGUUGUAUGCUCGAACGCCUCGGUCCCCAAAUUGAACAUGCCGAGGAUCACUGCUUU
This is a messenger RNA of Schizophyllum commune H4-8, 1354 nucleotides long. RefSeq lists its product as uncharacterized. The record is from RefSeq and is a predicted model, not a curated record. Bases 1 to 1023 code for a protein of 340 amino acids. Gene Ontology annotation, molecular function: protein binding. The transcript is spliced from 3 exons. Lineage: Eukaryota; Fungi; Basidiomycota; Agaricomycetes; Agaricales; Schizophyllaceae.